Ustilaginoidea virens is the source of this 1608-nucleotide messenger RNA. RefSeq lists its product as uncharacterized. The record is from RefSeq and is a predicted model, not a curated record. NCBI's taxonomy places the organism in Eukaryota, Fungi, Ascomycota, Sordariomycetes, Hypocreales, Clavicipitaceae. The coding region runs from base 1 to 1608 and encodes 535 amino acids. The transcript has a single exon.
AUGUCUCCGUCGACCACCAGUCCUCCUCGCCUCUGCUGCUCGCCUCCCCCUUGCUCGCCUCCCCCCUGUCAGAAACCGCCUCGGCCGUGCUCGCCGUCCUCGGUGGUUGCUUCGUCUUGCCGUCGCGUCCACGACAGUCGGCCGUUUCCACUCCCCUUUUCCGUGACGAGGCCCUUUUUUGCCCUGCCCAAUCUCACCUCGACCAGCGUCGUCGCGCCCUCCACGGCUCAAGGCAGGGCCAUUCCCGUGGACGACACAACGGCCGAGCAUCGCACGUCGGCGCUGCGCGAGCUGAGCAGCCAUUAUCCCAGCCGGCACCGGCACCGGCCCCGGCACCGGCACGACAACUCGACAGGCGCGCCCCAGUCGAGCACCUACGCCGAACCCGUCGUCGUGCGCAGCUACUACCCCGCGGCCCUGACCCAGCACGACAAGCCCGCUCGGCGCCGGGCUGGCGGCCGCGGUCGCAGCGGGGCCGUGCCCGGGUCUGACGCUGGCGGGCCGGCCACCGGCGCGGCCCGAACCCUGCCCUUUGCCAGCAAAACGAUAACCCUGGCCAACGGGACCGGCAUGAUGAGCACCAUGACCCGGGCCUACAACAGGAAGAGGUCCGCCGCGGCGGCAGGGGCCCAGCACCAGCAGCAAGAGGCGCGCCUGCCCCCCGUCGAGGCGUUUAGUUUCAGGAGCUUCCUGGCAAACCAGGAAGCCGGCGCGGGCGCGGGCGCGGGCGGGGCGGAUUUGAAUUCCGACCUGGACAGGAUAGCGGAAAUCUGCGCCAGGUCGAGGUACUCGCUGAGCAACCAGUACGAGGUCCACCACACCCCCCACGGAUGCGGAGCCUCGCCCCUCGCGUCUGCGCAGAGCCAGCAGCAGCCUCGAGGCGGCCCGACCUUGCAGGUGCAGGCCGUGCCGUCCGACGACGAGGGGGACGCGAGAGCCGCCCGGAGGGAGGAGGAGGAGAAGAAGAAGAAGAAGAAGAAGAAGAAGAAGAGGCAGGCCGCCGGGAGGAACAGCCGAGCGGUGGGCACGCUCGAGACCAUCAUGUCGUCGAGUCGGUCGUCGGACGAGGACCGGUCCAGCAAGAGGUGCGCCGCCCCGGAGCCGGCCGACAAGGCCCGCGGGCGCAGCGCCAGGAAGGCGCCGGGGCCCUCGUCAUCAUCGCCCACGGCAUGCCUCUGCCGCAGCGGACGGCGGCCAUCCACCUCGCUGGCCCUGAUGAGGGGCUCGAGGCAGGGCGGCGCGCCGACGACGGACGCGGCAGCAGCUCGGACGGCGUCCGCCGCGGCGCUGCUCAGCGAGCCGGCCCUUCCGCAAGCCUCGACCCGUCAGCUGGUGACGCGGACAAGGAUGGACGCCGAGGCGGCGCGCCAGCCGGACGGACAAGACGUCGCUGGAGCAGGAGCAGGAGCAGGCGCAGGCGCAGGCGCAGGCGCCGCGAGGAGCGCGCGGGGGGACGCGCCGGCGGGCGGCCUGGUCUCCGCCCUGGCGGGCUGGCUGCCGUGGAUGCCGUCGUCGGGGCGCGCCAAGCCCGACCGGGGACGUGCGGAGGGCAGCCUGAGGAAUCUCUUCCACCAGGCGGAGCAGGGCAAGGGCAAAUCGACCGUGUAG